GUCUGUCAGUGACAGCGGGAGGGGGAGGGGGCCGGAGAUGGUGGUGGUGGCGGCGGCGGCGGCGGCUGCUCUUCCGACAUGAGGCAGCGGCUGCGGGAGGGCUGGCUGCGGGCGCAGCCGCAGCGGCAUUUGUAGCUCCGACAGGGCCCCUGGGGCGUGGGCGCGGCGUGCGGGCCGGCCGGCGUCGCGGGAGUCGGGCUCUGCUGCAACCCGCACAGCCGUCCUCGGAGGGGCCCGCGCAGCGCUCCGAGCUCUGCCCUGGGCGGGGGCGCGGCGCGUUCGGCUGCGGGCAGCAGGCCCUGCUAGACCGUCCGCUCAGACGGGCGGCCCUCGGGCUCCGCCAGCUCGCCGGCGGGGGCGCGGGCCAGGGUAGCCCGCUGGUGCUCCGCGGCGCGGGGACGGGACGCGGCAGGAGCCGCAGGUCGGCCCGCGCGCUUUGACGCACCGGGCGCCUCUGCGGCAGGAUGAAGCGCUGCUCGCCUCCGGCCGAGUUGUUUUUGCGAAAGCCGCUCCCGGUGCCCCGAGCGCUCAAGGUCUGAACUUCCCUUUGGAGCCGCAGUUGGAGGCGCGCGGCUAGAGGCCAGCAGCGGGCGACGGCGCCCGAGGGGAGCGCAGCGCAGCGCAGCGCGCCCGGGACUCAAGACUCAGCGCCGCCGAGGCACGGGAACCCCGGGAGCACCAGGUACCUCUGACCCGAUCGGGAAAGGUUCCAAGAGCUCGGCAACAUGGCUUCCUCACCCCACCAGCAGCUGCUGCAUCACCAUAGCACCGAGGUGAGCUGCGACUCGAGCGGAGACAGCAACAGCGUGAGGGUCAAGAUCAACCCUAAGCAGCUGUCCUCCAACACCCACCCGAAGCACUGCAAGUACAGCAUCUCGUCCAGCUGUAGCAGCUCGGGAGACUCCGGGGGGCUUCCCCGGAGGAUGGGCGGCGGGGGUCGCCUGCGCAGGCAGAAGAAACUGCCCCAGCUGUUCGAGAGGGCCUCCAGCCGGUGGUGGGACCCCAAAUUCGACUCCGUGAACCUGGAGGAGGCCUGUCUGGAGCGCUGCUUCCCGCAGACCCAGCGCCGCUUCCGGUACGCACUCUUCUAUGUGGGCUUCGCCUGCCUUCUCUGGAGCAUCUACUUCGCUGUCCACAUGAGAUCCAAAGUGAUUGUCAUGGUGGUCCCGGCUCUGUGCUUCCUGGUGGUGUGUGUGGGCUUUUUCCUGUUUACUUUUACCAAGCUGUACGCCCGGCAUUAUGCGUGGACCUCACUGGCUCUCACCCUGCUGGUGUUCGCCCUGACCCUGGCUGCGCAGUUUCAGGUUUGGACACCUCUGUCAGGACGUGUUGACAGCUCCAAUCAAACGCUCACAGCCAAGGCGGCGGACACUUGCUUAUCUCAAGUGGGGAGCUUCUCCAUGUGCAUCGAAGUGCUCUUUCUGCUCUACACGGUCAUGCACUUACCUCUGUACCUGAGCUUGUUUUUGGGGGUGACCUAUUCUGUCCUUUUCGAGACCUUUGGGUAUCAUUUCCGAAAUGAAGACUGCUUCCCCUCCCCGGGACCUGGGGCCCUGCACUGGGAGCUGCUGAGCAGAGCCCUGCUCCACGUGUGCAUCCACGCCAUCGGAAUCCAUCUGUUUGUCAUGUCUCAGGUGAGGUCCAGGAGCACCUUCCUCAAGGUGGGACAGUCCAUUAUGCACGGCAAAGAUCUGGAAGUAGAAAAAGCCCUCAAAGAGAGGAUGAUUCAUUCUGUGAUGCCAAGAAUCAUAGCUGAUGACUUAAUGAAACAAGGGGACGAGGAGAGCGAGAAUUCUGUCAAGAGGCACACCACCUCCAGUCCCAAGAACAGGAAGAAGAAGUCCUCCAUACAGAAAGCACCUAUAGCAUUCCGCCCUUUUAAGAUGCAGCAGAUCGAAGAGGUCAGUAUUUUAUUUGCAGACAUUGUGGGCUUCACCAAAAUGAGUGCCAACAAAUCCGCUCAUGCCUUGGUAGGUCUCCUCAACGAUCUGUUUGGUCGCUUUGACCGGCUGUGUGAGGAGACCAAGUGCGAGAAGAUCAGCACCCUGGGAGACUGUUACUACUGCGUGGCAGGCUGUCCGGAGCCCCGUGUGGACCAUGCCUACUGCUGCAUCGAAAUGGGCUUAGGCAUGAUAAAAGCCAUCGAGCAGUUCUGCCAGGAGAAGAAGGAGAUGGUCAACAUGCGUGUCGGGGUUCACACAGGGACUGUCUUAUGUGGUAUCCUGGGCAUGAGGAGGUUUAAAUUCGAUGUGUGGUCCAAUGAUGUGAACUUGGCUAAUCUCAUGGAGCAGCUGGGAGUGGCUGGCAAAGUUCACAUAUCCGAGGCCACUGCAAAAUACUUAGACGACAGGUAUGAAAUGGAAGAUGGGAGAGUUAUGGAGCGCCUUGGCCAGAGCGUGGUGGCCGACCAGCUGAAAGGUUUGAAGACAUACCUGAUAUCGGGCCAGAGAGCCAAGGAGUCUCACUGCAGCUGUGCAGAGGCCCUGCUUUCUGGCUUUGAGGUCAUUGACGGCUCACGGGCGUCCUCAGGCCUUAGGGGACAGGGGACAGCAUCGCCAGGGAGUGUCAGUGACUUGGCCCAGACUGUCAGAACCUUUGAUAACUUUAAGACUUGCCCUUCUUGUGGAAUCACAUUUGCUCCUAAAUCUGAAGCUGGUGCAGAAGGAGGAACUGUGCAAAAUGGCUGUCAAGACGAGCCUAAGGCCGGCACCAAGGUAACAAGCUCAUGGCUGUUGUUCCUGUCAGUACCUCUCCUGGCGCAUCCACCUAAGGCUUCCGAAGGACCCAACUCCAAAACCCAGAACGGACUCCUGAGCCCUCCUCCAGAGGAGAAGCUCACCAACAGCCAGACCUCCCUGUGUGAGAUCCUGCAGGAGAAGGGACGAUGGGCAGGUGUGAGCUUGGACCAGUCAGCCCUCCUCCCGCUGAGGUUCAAGAACAUCCGUGAGAAAACGGAUGCCCAUUUUGUGGAUGUCAUCAAAGAAGACAGCCUGAUGAAAGAUUAUUUCUUCAAGCCACCCAUCAAUCAGUUCAGCCUGAACUUCCUGGAUCCGGAGUUGGAGCGAUCCUACAGAACCAGUUACCAGGAAGAGGUCAUAAAGAAUUCUCCUGUGAAGACUUUUGCCAGCGCCACCUUCAGUUCCCUCCUGGAUGUGUUUCUGUCCACCACGGUGUUCCUGAUCCUCUCCAUCACCUGCUUCCUAAAGUACGGAGCCACGGCCACUCCACCCCCACCCGCUGCCCUGGCCAUCUUUGGUGCAGACCUGCUGCUGGAGGUGCUGUCCCUAGUAGUGUCCAUCAGAAUGGUGUUCUUCCUAGAGCAUGUCAUGAUGUGCACAAAACGGUCGCUGGAAUGGAUCGCUGGCUGGCUCCCUCGACACUGCAUAGGGGCCGUCCUGGUUUCUCUCCCUGCCCUGGCUGUCUAUUCACACAUCACCUCUGAGUUUGAGACAAACAUACAUUCCACCAUGUUCACGGGCUCUGCGGUGCUGGUGGCUGUGGUGCACUACUGUAACUUCUGCCAGCUCAGCUCCUGGAUGAGGUCCUCCCUCGCCACCAUCGUGGGGGCUGGGCCGUUGCUUCUGCUCUACAUCUCCCUGUGCCAGGACAGUUCCAUAGUGAUGUCACCCUUGGAUACAGCACAGAACUUCAGUGCCAGCAGGAACCCAUGCAACAGCUCACUGCUACCGGACAGCAGGAGGCCGGCCAGCCUCAUAGGCAGGGAGCUCAUUCUCACCUUCUUUCUCCUGCUGCUCUUGGUCUGGUUUCUCAACCGAGAGUUCGAGGUCAGCUACCGCCUGCACUACCAUGGGGACGUGGAAGCGGAUCUGCACCGCACCAAGAUCCAGAGCAUGAGGGAUCAGGCUGACUGGCUGCUGAGGAACAUCAUCCCCUACCACGUGGCUGAGCAGCUGAAAGUCUCCCAGACGUACUCCAAGAACCACGACAGUGGAGGCGUGAUCUUUGCCAGCAUCGUCAACUUCAGUGAGUUCUACGAAGAGAACUACGAAGGGGGCAAGGAGUGCUACCGGGUCCUCAAUGAGCUGAUCGGGGACUUUGAUGAACUUCUGAGCAAGCCAGACUAUAACAGCAUCGAGAAGAUCAAGACCAUUGGGGCCACAUACAUGGCAGCAUCGGGGCUGAACACUGCCCAGUGUCAGGAGGGCGGCCACCCACAGGAGCAUCUGCGGAUCCUUUUUGAAUUCGCCAAGGAGAUGAUGCGUGUGGUUGAUGACUUCAACAACAAUAUGUUGUGGUUCAACUUCAAGCUCAGGGUUGGCUUUAACCACGGACCCCUGACAGCAGGUGUCAUAGGUACCACCAAGCUGCUGUAUGACAUCUGGGGGGACACCGUCAACAUCGCCAGCAGGAUGGACACCACCGGUGUUGAGUGCCGCAUCCAGGUGAGCGAAGAGAGCUACCGUGUGCUGAGCAAGAUGGGUUAUGACUUUGACUACCGCGGGACUGUGAACGUCAAGGGGAAAGGGCAGAUGAAGACCUACCUUUACCCAAAGUGCAUGGACAAUGGGCUCGUGCCCCAGCACCAGCUGUCCAUCUCCCCAGACAUCCGUGUGCAGGUAGACGGCAGCAUUGGACGGUCUCCCACGGACGAGAUUGCCAACUUGGUGCCUUCUGUUCAGUACUCAGACAAGACUUCCUUGGGAUCGGAUGACAACACACAGGCCAAGGAAGUGCAUCUGUCCUUUAAGAGGCCCUGGAGAGAGCCGGCCAAAGCUGAGGAAAGGUUUCGGUUUGGAAAAGCCAUAGGGAAGGAGGAGUGCAAAGACACGGGAAUAGAAGAGGCCAAUGAGCUCACCAAGCUCAAUGUCUCCAAGAGUGUAUGAGGCGGCAUGGCGAGCUGACGAGGUGCUCCGUUCAUCCACACACAAUAAUAUUUGUACUGACCGGCUGGCGUGCUCUCUAGCCCCUCAGUUCCUGUUCCCGGAUGUGGUGUCAUGUGGUCAUUUCAGCCCUGAUCUCUGUGUGGAUCACAGUUAUCGGGGUCCAUUUCCACCCUCUCUUCUUUCCUUUUCUCCCUUUCCUGGAAGCCUGCCCCCAGCCUGGGGGAUCCGUUCAGCUGUGGAGGAAUACAAGUGCCUUCAGGGUUUGGCCUUGAGUCUAUGGCUGAGGCCACUGGUGGAAUCAUGGCCCUGGGUAUUAUUUGACUUCUUUAGGGGAAAAAAAGAAAACAAGAAAAAAAGAAAAAAAAAGCUGUGGUUAAGAUACCGUUUUUAUUGCCUUUUCUCACAAGUUUUUUUCCUCAUACAGUGUUUUCCAGUUUAUUUUUUCUAUAAACGUAAUAGUGUUUUCAGUCACCUGGCCUUUCUAAGCACAUACACGCACACACUUGCAUUUAUGAAUCUGACAUAAAGUGCCAGUAACUCAUCUGGGGGAGGGGCUAUAAAGGGGAGCAGGGCUGGGAAGGUCAGCAAGCCCCCUCCUGGCAUCUCUGGGUACCUGGGCCCAUGAACACUGGGCAGUUUCAGGGGCUCAUCUGCACGCAGGCCAGGAUUUCCUAUACUCACCAGGCACAAAGCUCACAAACCAGGCCUCAGGAAUCUCAAAGCCGUGUUUCAUCCUGAUCCUCCACAGAGGGGUCUUCCAGCCAAGAGCGAAGAUGUUCGUCUCAGAAGCCGACUCGCCUGAGGGAGACACUCAGCCAUCUGAGGGUUGCGUUUAUUUAUUUAUUUAUUUGUCAAAACGUGUAUUAUGGGGAGGGGGCACAGGGUAGUUUUGGUAGAGGGAAACGGAGUGGGCAGGGCAGUUUGCAGAGGACACAGCAGAUCAAUGACAAGAUAUCCCUCAGCGUUUCAUGUCUCAUCCACUGUGGCCUGUGGUGCCUCCCAGGGUGCUGCUCCCCCUUGUGGGGAUCCGGAGUAAAACUGGCUCUGCUCCAAGUGGGAUUUGGCAGCCCUUUUGUCCAGUCCUGCCACUGUUGAACUGCUGAUCUGCAGUAAGAUUUAACUCUGCUGGCCAAGUCAGACUCUCUAGAGGGGUUUCUUACUGUGCACCGAUGGGGGGACAGAACCAUCUGUAUGCCAAAGGAGGUGCAGACAGCCAGACACGGAGAAGCUAAGGAAAAUGGUUGUUAGCCUUGCUUGGAAUUGUCUUUCCAUGCUGAGUCUCCAGUUUGUGCUGAUUGGAGCUCAGGCUACAGGUGCCCUGUCGUCGUCAUUUUCCAGGUGACGCUGGUGUGCAGCUCAGAGGCAGCCGAGGGCCAGCUCUGUUUGGUGGGGGGUCUCGUGCCGUGCCCUGUGGUGUGUCCUUUCACUGGUAAACCUCACUGUAUAAUUGUCACAUUGUUACUCACGCCCAAAGACAGACAGAACCUGCUGAUGCUAGCGAGGUGACAUCUUAGUUCUAGUCAGCAACUUCCCCUGGGACUCCUGGGAUGGCCACCCAAGCAUCACAGCCAUGCCAGGCCCCGAGUGGACCUAGUGACUGGGAGACUUUCCAUCCCAGUUGGCUCCCUGUUGGUCUUCCAACUCGAAAAACAGACAGUUGUGACAAUACCUCUUGCUUCUAAAGAAUGUAUUCUUGUACAAUGCCACAGAUUUUUUUUCUUAAAAACACUACCUGAUUCUUUCCUAGGAUUUAGGGCAUGUUGGGUUUCUGCCUGUCAGUAUUAGGGCGUGCGCUCUCUGAGUGAGUGCCGGUCUUGUUCUGCCUCUAGGCUGCAUAGCCGAGGAGCUAGCUGGUUGUCGGUGUCCUUGCAGUCCUGGGUAAGAUGUGCUCUACCAAGUUCAUCUCUACGCACAUUUUCCCUCCCAAACUCUUCUUCCUUUCUCUGCUACAAACGCGUUUGUGAUUCUUUCCUGCCCUCCCCCUAACCAUAGACCUGCAAACCAGCUGGAGAGAAUCGUUGGCCUUGAGCAGGUAGUCCAGUUGGGCAUUGUACAAACAGAGCCCUGGAUGAAGGGCAGCUCGCGCUGGGUGCAAUGCUCUUAGGAAACACCCUGAGCCUUCCUGAAGAACCACAGACAUUCUUUCUUCUUUCAGGGUGCCAGGCCCCCGAGGCCUUCCCAGCUCCCUGCCCCAAAGCAUACCUCAACACAGAAUCACGGGCUCUGCAGCACGCCUGCUGCGCAGCCUGGUCUGUUGGCAUUGAACAAACAGCUGGAGACAGUUGGGCUUCUAGGCAGUGGACUCGGUGUCCUUCGGGUGGCAAUACUUCUUAGGAACCUAGGGCAGGAAGCAAUACUCCAGAACUGAAUGUGUGUAAAUAGUCACUUGGCGUUGCAAUUGCGCUUCCCUUCUCGGUCCCGGCUCAGAGCGAUUUUAUACAUCAGUUAUCCCACGCAGAUGAGCAUAGAGCAUCAGUUAUAAGCCCCUAAGCUGCUUGCCGAGCCCACAGACUGUGCCACGCCUGCGCAUGGCUCCCUUCACUCUGGCUUCACUCCUGGGGACUGCACCUGCACAUGUGCACAUGACACAGAGCCAAAGGCAGUGUGCAACCAUCACCUGGGCUGUAGGCACCGGUACUUUCCAAAGAAAAGUCUGCGCUUGAAUCUCUUGAUUUUCAAGGUCAGCAUUUUUUGAUUGGUUGUUUUGAAAAUCGCAUCAUGCCUAGAUCCUGAAAUUAAAUUAGCAAGAACCAACUGUUUGUGUUUCCAUGUUUCCUUUGCUCUGCUCUUUUUAACUUGUUAAUUCUAAGAAUUUCAAAAUGCAUCCACUGAAAAAAUGGAUAUUAAAAUACUCUAAAACUUAACUUUGGUGCAUGGUAUUUUCUCAGUGAAAAGCAUGAUACGACCUUAGAUUAGGCCCGCCCUCCGCCCACCCCUGGUAUUGUCUGCAACUUUUAGCCAAAACAGGAAGAUUUAUUUUUCAUUUCCAUCAUGGCUUUAAAAAUAGGAAAAAGCAAAAUUCCAGUUUUGUUUGUUUCUGGGGCAAUAUUAUUUUUAUUAUUAUUAUUAUUAUUAUUAUUAUAUUGAUGAAUUCACCUACUGCAGUCAACUUUAAUUGAGAAAUACUUAUUUUUACACAGAACAUUACAGAUCAGGCUAUAGGACACAUUGUACAGUUGACAAUUCCCCUGCUUCAUUAGGAGUUGAUUGUGCAGCAUCUUAGUGGAGGGACUGACUAAGAGAACACAACAGGGUUUCUGAAAAGACGCCCCAGACGCACGCAUCUCACGGCGACUGGUGACUGCGGGCCAGGAUGCUGCUGCCUCCUGCUCUUCUAGGCCCCAUUUCCAAAUCUGCUGGGUGCAGAACUCACUGCACUUGGUGACCACACCUGUUAUCCGCUACUUAGGAGAUAGUGAAGGGAAGAUCAGGAGUUCAGCAUCAGGUUCGCUACAGAGUUCAAGACCAGCCUGGGCUACGUGAGACCCUGGUUUUGUUUGUAAGUUAUGGAAUCUCUCCCCAGAAAAGCUCAUGUGCCAUUUUGUACACAUCUUUAAAGGUUUGCAGUGCUUCUAAAUCUGCAGCCAGAGCAUGGCUCUUUCAGGGUGUAGAACCUCUUCCCCCGAAGUCUUUUCCUGGUUGGUCAAGUGUUGGUUGGUGAGCAACAUAAAGGUCCGCUGAGAGCCAGCGUACACCUCACUGACCAGGGUGCUUCCCUGCCCGGCAGUGCUGCGUGCUUCUGCAGGAGCCUCCCCAAGUGCGGAAGAUCACAGGAACAUGCGCUUAGGCUACAGAGGGCACGUGGGGACUGAGACAUCUUUGCAGACCAGAAAGGCAGCCUCUAAUCUCUGCAGUACGACUUAUCAUUUGUGGUUUUUCUUUCAUCUCCGAUCUCUUUUGCACAUGGUUGCUUCUCUUUGCCGUUGCACACUGUUGUUAUGGACCAGAUCCCAAGGACCUGGGAAAAAAAGCUGACUGGAGGAACCAGCAAGUGAAAGGGGGUGUUUUAAAAGUUCUUAUUUGCAUAUUGUCUACAUGUACAUUUAAAAUCAUCCCAGGUGUGUCUUUGCUUUACAAAAAAUGUAAAAGCCUGACUCUAAAGAGUUGUUAGUAUCUGAGUAACUAAGCCUGUGGAACUCUCUUCCACUGAGCCUGCAAGUCAAUGGAAACUGAAAUUAAGCAAUCCAAAUGUCUGUUGUUGAAUCCUCACUUAUUAAAAGCAGGAGAUUCUUUAUAUUUUAUGUUUUUUUUUCCCCUCAGGAGCCUUUAGUAAUUUGAUUAAAGUUGUGGCCUCUUUCCUUUGAAAAAAGAAGUGCACAUAAAACUCCACUUUGGGGGCUGAGCAGGCGGCUCAGCCAGAAAGCGGAUGCCUUAAAGUGUGAACACCGGAGUUCUGCUCCCUGGAAAUGCCGGGUGGGUGUGGCACCCCUCCUGUAAUCCUGGUACAGCCGAAGCAAAAACAGGGAUUCCCCAAAGCAAGCUACCAAAAUCAGUGAGCUCUGAGGUCAGUGGGAGACCCCAAAGGCAAAGGCACCCAGCACCAAUCUACACACACACACACACACACACACACACAGCAUUCCACAUGAGUAUGAACAAAAUCCUCCCUCUUAAUAAUGCAUAAGAUUUCAAUUCAUGGAUCAGCAAACUACCCCUUACCUGUAAUAACCAGAGGGUCGAUGAGUUCUAAUUCUGACUUGUAGGCAAGGCCUUCACCAUCUGUUUAAGGAUCCCCACUUGGAAAUAAUGGAGUUAAAUAAAUUUUUUUUCAAAAUUAUAAUUUACAGUUUUAUGUGUGUGAUUUAAAUAUAUUUGAGGACCCUCAAAUUCUCAUCAUUUAAUUAUCAAUUUAGUUAAAUUACUUGUAAGAGAUGAGUAAAUUUCAUCCAGAAUUUAUUGAGCUCCUACUGUGUGCCAGAGGCCCCAGAGUUUCCUUGGUGUGGGCCCUUUGAUUUGUUAUGUGCUUGAGAGCCUUUGAGAGGCAGCUCUGGGUAGAAACAACCUUUCCCGAUGGCUACCCCAGACACUCAGCUCCCUGGAGUACACAGUAAUGUCCGUUUCCUGACUGGCAUAUUCAGGCAGGGCUCCUGAGUGCCACCCAUAAUUCUUAGUGGGUCUGCCACUGAACACAAUUCUCUCACUGCUGACAAGCAGUCACGCGGCUCCAUGUUGAUUUUGUUGGGUGAGUCAGGAGUGACCUAGCACCCAUAAGAGCCUCCGUCCCACCUUGAAAACAGUUGCUGGUUGACCAGGUGUCUGCUAGGCUCACCUGAAUGUCUCUGAAGGGAAGAGACAUUUUCUGAAAAACUGCAAUCAAGUGUCUUCUUCAGGUUAAAAAAAAAUGAGAUAGGGUCUUUCUAUGAAUCCCAGGCCAGCCUGGACCUUGCUAUGUAGAUCAGGUUAACUGUGAACUUGUGGUGAUCCUCCUGCUUCAGCCUCAUUUUCCUCACCACAAAGAAGUCUUAUCAUUCCAGGUUGGGUAGGGUCAGGAAGGAAGGAGGGUAUGGGUUUGGUCGCUACUUUGAAGUUCCCAUCACCAGGGAGGGGUGUGACAUGCUCAGAGAAGGGCCCAGAAGUGGUCAAUAGUUACAGCUCCCUAGGCACAGGCUGUUAGGUCUCAAACAAAGUGGACUCUGGCCUCCAGUCUCCCUCGGUCCCUACCUGUUACAGGGUUCUCAUGGCUAGAAUCCCCACCCCCUGGCUAGCAUCCCCAGCCCAGAGGUUGGCUGCCCUUCCCCCAUCUUCUCUAAUUCCAAUAUAUCCCCAGUCAUUUUGCCUCUUGGCAGCUGGCUCUUCUUGGUUUCUGAUCUCCUGGCCUUUUGGAGUUUGGUUCUCCCUUCCCACUUCCCCCACGUAGCCUGUUCAGCUCCGCUGGCCAUGUUCACUCUGAGCUCUUCUAGGUGCCUCUGCCUGUGCUCUCCCUCAUACUUACAAUACACCUUCUCUGCACCAUAUCUCAGGGCGCCAUGUCCUCAUUUUCAUUAUUUUGUUCACAAACAUUGUCCCCUUCAAGACACACCUGAGAAGCUGCCUGCACUCCACCCCCUCGGGACCACUGCUGUCUAGUUCUUCCUGUCUCUUCUGAUUGUCCUACAGGACACUUCCGGUUUCAAGCUAGCCCAGCUUUCAAUCACUCUUGGCUCCCGCUCUCUCUUGGGAUCUUUGUCUCAGGAACGCAAAGCCUCAUGAAGCCUCAGGACAUGCGCGGUUCUCCACUUACCCACCCACCUCUGCACUCAUUGCUGGUCUCCUCUGCUGCUCUCCUGUUUGGAUGGGGAGCAUCAGCUAGACCUUAGCAACAGGGGCUAGACCUUAGCAACAGGGUGGGCAGGCACUGUUGUGAUGUUACGCAGUAUUGAUUUCAUGGGCUGGAGAGCUGAUCAGAGGCUAAGAGUGCUUCUUAACUUGAGUUCAAUCCCCAGCAACUCCGCGGUGGUGCACAACCACCUGUAAUGAGAUCCGCCACAGUUGUCCUGGCAGCUGCGAGGGAGCCUUUAACAGAAGAGGGGAAACUGGAUGUGGAUGAAGAACGGGUCACUCGAUCCAGGGAAAAUACAACCAAGCUCUACCCUUCCGCAGCUUGGAGUCCUGAAAACUGCAUCUUGGAGUGAGCCAGACACCACCAGACAAGCACAGCAGUCAUGGCUCCCAUGAACCUUUUCUAGUCACAGCGUUAAACCAAAGAACUCAUGAUGCUGUGGAUGAACCCAAACAGAAAAGCAAAGCCUUAACAGAUUCUUUUUGGUGUGGACAGAUGACUCAAUGGUUAAGAGUAUGUUCUACUCCUGCCAAGGACCUGUGUUCAGUUCCCAGCACCCACAUCAAGCUGAUUACAACUGUGUGUAACCCCAACUUCAGGGGACCUGACACCCUCUUCUUCCUCUGAGAGCACCUUCACUCACGUGGCAAACACAUGCAAAUAAAUCAUGAUUUUUAAUGGUAACAACCUGUGUCUCUCUUGAAGGUUUUAGCCUGCCACUGCUUGCACCUAUACCUCACACCACCAUAACUCAGGGCACAGGGUCGUUGUGGUGUGUGCCUUGUCAGGCAUGACAUUGUCAGAGUUGAGAAUGUCUUUAUGCCUCCGGAGGGACAAGGUGAGCAUGUGCUAUAAAGUGCAUUUGUUGCACACUUUGGGACUUCCCAUCCAUGGCCGUCGCACACUCUUGUCAUUAAAUAAAUGACAGAAGGUUAUAAACAACCCGGGUAGCUUUUUUUUUUUUUAAAUCACUGUUUUCUGGAAACGAGCU
Messenger RNA from Microtus oregoni (creeping vole), 12094 nucleotides. RefSeq names its product adenylate cyclase 9 (gene Adcy9). The transcript is spliced from 11 exons. Gene Ontology annotation, molecular function: adenylate cyclase activity. The record is from RefSeq and is a predicted model, not a curated record. Gene Ontology annotation, biological process: adenylate cyclase-activating G protein-coupled receptor signaling pathway; cyclic nucleotide biosynthetic process; intracellular signal transduction. Bases 726 to 4844 code for a protein of 1372 amino acids. Lineage: Eukaryota; Metazoa; Chordata; Mammalia; Rodentia; Cricetidae.